UCCUUAAAAUGGUGCUUGCAUUAACAUGAAGCUAUUCGAUAAAUCAUAGUUCAACUGAUGACAAAUGUUACCUUUAAACACGCGCAUUUAGUCAAAAAGAGAAUUCAGUUUCGGCAAUAAAUUGUUUUCAGUUAAGUUUGUCAUUUUGCAAUCAAAUAAAAAAUUCAGCAACUGAACAAAAAUGUCAACCGUUCGAAUCACGUACUUCAAUAUCCGAGGCGUUGCCGAACUCACUCGACUCCUGUUCGUCUAUUCGGAGCACGACUUCGAGGACGAACGACUGGAACGGGAAGCCUGGCCCGCUCGGAAACCCGAGUCGCCUCUCGGCUCGGUGCCUUACAUUCGGCUCGAAAACGGCCACGAGUAUCCCCAGGCGACAUCUAUUGCUAGGUAUUUUGCCGAUAAGUUCGGCCUUCGGGGUAAAACCGACGAGGAAAAAUUGCACGCUGAUGUUGUCGUCGAUUUGGUUCGUGCCGACAUAAUUCCGAUGCUGACUAAAAUUUUCCUUGAACAAGACGCGGAAAAGAAGGAAUCUGGAAAGAAAGAGGCGCAAGAGAAAAUUCAAGCUUGGUUUGAAAAAAUCGAGACUAAAUUCAUCAAGGGCGAAAGCACAAUUUUGGAGAGUGGGACUUCAUGGGCUGAUAUUGCGCUGUUCAAUUGUGUGAACGACUUCUUCCCUGUGUUUGAAUUCAAACUGGAUGAGAAAAACGUGAAAAUCAACAAAGUAGUCCAGAGUGUCAAGGCUAAUCCAAAAAUUGCCGCGUGGCUGGAGAAGCGUCCUGAGUCUGUCUUGUAAAACACAGAAUGCGAUGGAUGUAAUAAAAAUGAACCAUGUUACAACUUUAACCCAAUAAUUAAUUUCUAAAACAGGGUAUAACAAUUCUUUGAACAAUC
Molecule: messenger RNA, 894 nt
Organism: Symsagittifera roscoffensis
Lineage: Eukaryota; Metazoa; Xenacoelomorpha; Acoela; Convolutidae
Product: glutathione S-transferase 3-like
Exons: 2
Coding region: 182-796 (204 amino acids)
Biological process (GO): glutathione metabolic process
Molecular function (GO): glutathione transferase activity
Source: RefSeq, a predicted model, not a curated record